AUGGGCCGUAAGCGUAACGCUGGCCGCUUCAGCAGCAGUAACGGUCAGUUCACCCGCGCUCUGGCCAUGUCAUUUCUCACUCGGCAUGAUUUCUUGGUCAGGUCGGGCCGGUCUGGGCCCUGGGAGAGACGGAACGGGGCUGCAGAGGGGCAGGGGUUGGGCCCUUGGCACCCUGGACUUGCCCUUCUGGGCCAUCGUGACUCCAUCCGGGCUGGGGCUGUGGCGGCGGAGGAAGAUCCUGCGUCGUUUGCCCUGAUGCAAGCUGAUAACCCCGUUGAUCGUGCUGUUUCAGGCCGCGGGCAACAGCAACCGCCCAUCACCACGCCCACAGCGGCUCCUGAGUGCCAGAGUGGAACAGUGUUCUUCCCAUCUUCUGGCGCUCGAGCUAGCGAUUGGGCGGAGGGGCAAUGGUACGACGUCAUCGACAGCUCCGAUCCACUUUCGUCCACUUUCAUCCACUUUCAUCCAGUUUCGGCCCAGUUUCGGUCCAGAGAUUUCGGCUGCCUGGCCUGGGUGCCGCUGAUUGGCCGGCGGGCUACCAUCCAUGCGACCGCGAUCGGCCCCAAGACCAUGUGGGGCCAUAAGACAGGGGGUGGCAGCCAAUUAGGGGGAAAUCCCGCCCCUACGGGGUCUGACGAUACCGUACCCACCUAA
This is a messenger RNA of Aspergillus heteromorphus CBS 117.55, 654 nucleotides long. RefSeq lists its product as uncharacterized. The record is from RefSeq and is a predicted model, not a curated record. The transcript has 3 exons. Lineage: Eukaryota; Fungi; Ascomycota; Eurotiomycetes; Eurotiales; Aspergillaceae. The coding region runs from base 1 to 654 and encodes 217 amino acids.